Messenger RNA from Gossypium raimondii (Peruvian cotton), 987 nucleotides. Its product is annotated as protein RER1A. Gene Ontology annotation, biological process: protein retention in ER lumen; retrograde vesicle-mediated transport, Golgi to endoplasmic reticulum. Bases 88 to 696 code for a protein of 202 amino acids. The transcript has 4 exons. Gene Ontology annotation, cellular component: Golgi membrane. The record is from RefSeq and is a predicted model, not a curated record. NCBI's taxonomy places the organism in Eukaryota, Viridiplantae, Streptophyta, Magnoliopsida, Malvales, Malvaceae.
GCCGAAAAUCAGAUGGCUGUCGAAGAAGCUUCGUAAUAGUUCGUUAUAGAAAAAGACAAAAACACACAGAGACGUAAGGGUCCCCCGAUGGAGACCGGACCAACCGGCGGUGCCCUUGGUGGCGACGAUCUAUCCCCGUCGUCUCCCGCGGCGGUCAUAUCGCGGUGGACUUUCGAGGUAUCGCGGCGAUACCAGCACCUCCUGGACAAAACGGUUCCGCACGUUCUCAACCGUUGGAUCGGAUGUCUUGCGGUGGUGUUGAUCUACGCCGUACGCGUGUACUUCGUGCAGGGGUUUUACAUCGUCACCUACGGCCUCGGCAUCUACUUGCUGAAUUUGCUGAUGGGGUUCCUUUCCCCUCAAGUGGACCCCGAGAUGGAGGAUGGUCCCUCGCUUCCCGUCAGUGGAUCCGAUGAGUUUCGCCCUUUCGUCCGUCGACUCCCCGAAUUCAAAUUCUGGUACUCGAUCACAAAGGCCUUUUGCAUUGCUUUCGUGAUGACAUUCUUCAGUGUGUUUGAUGUGCCUGUCUUUUGGCCAAUACUCCUUUUCUAUUGGAUAAUGUUAUUCAUCCUGACUAUGAGGAAACAGAUACUGCACAUGAUCAAGUACAAAUACGUCCCUUUCUCAUUCGGGAAACAGCGAUACGACAGCAAGAAGGCAUCUCCAACAGAAAACACAAACCUUCCCAGGGAUUAAGUUCCUCAGGUGCAUCUGGGAAAGUUUAGCCUAGAUAAGAAAACCAAAGUUACCAGACAAAGAACACUUUGUAUUGAUGGAACAUGCAACAUUUGCCGUCGCCUGUAACUUCUGCCGGUAACAUGUAUUUUUUACUUCUGAUAAUACUCAAUCAAGUAGUGCAAUUGGUUUAUAUUAAAAGUUUUAGAUGUGGAUGGUACUUUUUAAUCUUAAACAAAUAUACCCUAUUUAUUAACUCAUAACAUUCACGUUGUUAUUUAGAUUAAAGAAGAUUGUGAGAUCUUAUGUCAA